ACCCGCAAGAUCCAUUCGGAUAUCUCUCUAAUUGCAAAGAUUUUAUGUUCCACGACUUGUACUCUCAAGGAGAGGUCGUAGCUCAAGAUACGAAGAACAACAUUGAUAAGUUAGGGCAAGAACAGAGCUUUGUGGAACAAGGUAAAGAGGAAGAUCGUCAAUGGCGAGACUAUCAUCAAUACCCUUUAUUAAUCCCUUCGUUGGAAGAAGAGCUUGGUCUUCCCGCCGUUGAUGUGGAGAAUCAUCCUCCUCCACAGCAGCGGAGGAAGAGGAGGAGAACUAGAAACUGCAAGAACAAGGAAGAGAUCGAGAACCAGAGAAUGACUCAUAUCGCCGUCGAGAGAAAUCGCCGGAAACAGAUGAACGAGUACCUCGCUGUGCUCCGUUCUCUAAUGCCAUCGUCGUAUGCUCAAAGAGGAGAUCAAGCGUCGAUAGUAGGAGGAGCUAUUAACUUCGUGAAGGAGUUAGAGCAUAUCUUACAAUCUAUGGGGCCUAAGAGAACCAGGACCACGUCCACGACACAUGAUCCCGAAGGAGCCGAUACUAGCACUAGCUCGUUGGUGGGUCCCUUCUCAGAUUUUUUCAGCUUCCCUCAAUAUUCAACAAAGCCAUCAUCAGAAGUACCGGAAAGCUCAUCUUCACCGGCGGAGAUAGAGGUGACGGUGGCAGAAAGCCACGCGAACAUCAAGAUACUGGCGAAGAAGAAACCGAGGCAGCUUCUUAAACUCAUAGCUUCUUUACAAAGUCUAAGGCUCACUCUUCUUCAUCUCAAUGUCACCACUCUCCACAACUCCAUUCUCUACUCCAUCAGCGUCAAGGUGGAAGAAGGUAGCCAAUUGAAUACCGUGGACGACAUAGCAACAGCUUUGAAUCAAACCAUAAGGAGGAUUCAGGAAGAGUCCUAAUUCAGCAGAUAGAUUAAAUUAAUUAGUUUUUA
Messenger RNA from Arabidopsis arenosa, 937 nucleotides. The record is from the annotation of a GenBank genome assembly. Lineage: Eukaryota; Viridiplantae; Streptophyta; Magnoliopsida; Brassicales; Brassicaceae.